UGCGCCGGGUCUUGUACAUGUAUAAAUACGCCCUAAAAGCUUUUUCAGAAGACCAUUUAGAAGACCCAUGUACAGUGCACAGGUUAUAUCUGCUCAGACACACAUCAAGAAAUAGGACACACACCAGGUCCAGCCAUGCUGCAGACACUUCUGAUUUGGGCCGUCUUUGCCACAACUCUCCCUCCUCCAACCUGCCAGCGUUGCUUCAAGGCCAAUGAGUCUCAGUGUGACAAUGCAGACUUCACUCCGGGAUCUGACCUAGCAGGAGAAGGCUUUGACAUCACCACCAUGCAACGGAAAGGGGCCUUUGUCCUUGACAUGAGCUCCUGGCUCAAGAAGGACAAGUCCUGCACUCUGUGUAAAAACCCCUACAUGGGAGGUAAAGCACAGAAGCUCCCAGUUUCUGUGGUGGACUGGAGACCAAAUCAGAAGUGCAGAACAAAGUUAUCCAGCUCCGUCUAUCAGUCCAGCGAGGCCCUGGUCAGCGCCAGCACCUCCUCUGUCGAGAACAACUGGCAGUCAGACUUGCAAAUAACAACUCCAAAAGUCCAGGGAUCACUGAUGCUGGCAGGCAGUAACUCCAAGCUGGCUGAGUAUUCAAUGAAGAAGACCAAAAACGACAAGUUCAGCUUCACCAGUCAUGAUGUCAUAUGUGGAUACUACAGAUACAGGGUUUCGAACCGCCCACUCCUGCACCCAGAGCUAAAUGACGAAUUAGGAAGUCUCCCUAAGAAAUAUGAUGAGUCAUCAAAGCACCUCUAUUACAAGCUGAUUGACAAGUUUGGUACUCAUUAUAUCUCAAAGGUGACUCUGGGUGGAGAGGUUCGCUCUGUGACCAGCAUCAAGGAGUGCGAGGCGUCCCUGCAGGGUCUGAGCGUAGAUGAGGUGAAGAUGUGUCUGGAUGUGGAGGCUUCUGUCAGUAUGGGAAUAGCUUCAAGUCUGCAGACUGAGGCUCAUCACUGCAAGCAGGCCAAGGACAAGACUACGAAUAAAAGGAGUUUUGCUAGCAGCUUCAGUGACAGAGAAACAAAUGUGAUUGGUGGCUACACUCAGAGUGUCGACCUCCUUUUCUCAUCAAAUAACGACCCAAAGGCCUAUAAGGAGUGGAUCACAUCUCUGCCUGCUCACCCUGAUGUGCUGUCCUACUCAGUCACGUCCCUUCACGAGUUGCUGCCAGCGAAACAAAAAAUACGAGCGCAUUUGCGCACUGCCAUCAAGGACUACAUCCUCCAGAGGGGCCUGUUGAAAAACUGCACAAGCCCAUGUAAGACCGGUGUGAAGACCAAUCCCAAAGAACCGUGCAGCUGCAGCUGCCACAACAGACGGGAUGUGGCCCUCAACUGCUGCCCAACACAGAGAGGAUUUGCUGAAGUCACUAUAACUGCAAUCAGAGCCACGGGUUUAUAUGGAGAUUACUGGACACAGACGGACGGAUUCGUCAAGAUCCUCCUCAAUGGACGGACCAACAGAGGCCAGACGUCCGUGAUCGGGAAUAACAAUUCGCCAAAUUGGAACCACCAAUUCCACCUUGGAACUGUGGACCUUACUCAUUUCAGCAGUGUGAAGAUGGAGGUGUGGGACGAGGACAGUGAUUCAGAUAACGACCUUCUCGGGGCAUGCAACGCUCCACUGAAAUCUGGAGUGAAGAAGGAUGCCUGUGCACUGAAUCACGGAGUUCUCUAUUAUAAAGUGGAGGUGAAGUGCGUUCACGGGUUGACUGGUUCUUCAUGCAAGAAGUACAAUCCCUCUCCCAUGGAUGCACAGCUGGAGAAAGUGUACGUCUCCCGGAACGCUCGCCCGAUUCCCAGAGGCAUGCUGCUGGAGAUGGGAGUGCUCCUCGAUGAGCGUAUUCCCCGCUUCAAUCAGAGCAACAUUCGCAAAGCUAAAGGUCUUGAGUUGUAGACCAGUUGUGUUCUUUGUGCAUAUUCACGCCAGUUAUCAUGCUGUUUGAAGUAGAAUAGGUGCACAUAAUAUUGGCACAUUACUACUAAACUUUUCCUCAUUCAAACCUUUGCUCAUUUGUGUUGUGUUUUGCCUUUUUGAAAGCUUAAUAAAAGUCAUAUGAAGCAAAAAAUUUUUACAGUUG
Messenger RNA from Ictalurus punctatus (channel catfish), 2086 nucleotides. Its product is annotated as perforin-1. Bases 136 to 1902 code for a protein of 588 amino acids. The record is from RefSeq and is a predicted model, not a curated record. Lineage: Eukaryota; Metazoa; Chordata; Actinopteri; Siluriformes; Ictaluridae. The transcript has 5 exons.